UAUUUUUCAAGUGGAUCUGUCAUGCAUCUAUUUUUUCCCAAUUUUGCGAAUAUUUGGGACUCCGUAAGGAGAUUUUCUUUGACGGAGAGGUCUUCAGCCUUUGACGCGGGGUCACUUGACCAGGAACCUAAUAUUUCUGACCCGCCGCGUGCUCUCGGCGCUAUUUAUCUUUCUGGUAUCUUGGCCUCUCCUGUGGAAGAAUGUUUUGACAUCAUUAAAUCCUGGAAUUUUGUAACAAGGUAGUAAUACUGUGUAACUGGCUAAGCCUUGUUGGCCCCUUCCUCCCAGGUUUUCCCAAAAGCAUCUCGGCCUGCGCAAGGCCUCGUGUCGCUUCGCUGUUGGUGGUGAAACAAACAGUCCGCAAAGUGCGUAAGGAUCGAUCUUUGGUUUCAUUCUGCAAUAUCGCCGCGCGUUUCCAGCCUACCCGGGACACGAUGGAUUCACAGAAAAAACAGGUUUACCAUCCGGACAAGGCGUUUCGUGAACGAUGGGAAGCAAUGCUUCGUCGUUACCAAACCGCCAUAUGCGACGCUCUCGCGUCUGUCGAUGGAGGCUCGUUCUGCGAAGACAUGUGGACCCGCGGGAGAUCCGGAGGUGGUGGCUGCAGCCGAGUUCUCCAGGAUUCCACCGUUCUGGAGAAGGGAGGGGUGAAUGUAUCAGCCGUGCAUGGGACCCUUCCCCCAGACGCUGUGACAAAAAUGACAUGCCAUGGCCACCACGAUCUUCCGGCAGCCGACGGUGAGGGGUUGCAGUUCUACGCCGCCGGCCUGUCGAUGGUCAUCCAUCCCAGGAAUCCCAUGGCACCCACAGUUCACUUGAACUACCGGUUUUUCCAGAUCUUUCGAAGAGCGCCCUCAGAGCGCAGCGGCACCGACGAAUGUGGAGGGGAAGAAGCUACAGCGGGGGAGUCACUCCUCUGGUGGUUCGGAGGUGGAGCAGAUCUUUCCCCCUCUUACGUCUUCGAGGAGGACUGUGUGUUCUUCCACGAGAAGCUGCGUGAGCAAUGUGAUCGGUGUGACCCUUUGUACUAUGCACGGUUCAAAAGGUGGUGUGAUGCGUACUUUCGCAACCACCAUCGAAAUGAAGGCCGAGGAAUUGGGGGCAUUUUCUUCGAUGACCUAAAUGAAAACAUGACGGUGUCGCCAGAAAAGUUUUUUGCGUUCGCAGAAGAUGGCUUGCAGACAUUCAUCGACGCGUACAUUCCGAUCCUAAUAAAACGCAAAGACCAGCCCUUUACUGAAAGCCAAAAGAUAUGGCAACAGAUCCGGAGGGGGCGCUACGUGGAAUUUAACCUGGUCCACGAUCGGGGAACCAAGUUCGGAUUUCAGGUGCCCGGAUCUCGUAUUGAGUCCAUUCUGAUUUCUCUUCCUCUUACGGCGAGGUGGGAGUACCAGUUUAAAAUUGAGAAAGGGUCGAAAGAGGAGGAGGCACAGCGAGUGUUUGUGGAACCCCGCGAUUGGCUACCGAUUGACAACGCUCAUCUCGAAGGCUUUAGCUGGCCUACAGAGACCGGUGCCAGGCGCUGUUGAAACGCCUACCUUCCCCGAGUAGAUGUACUGAACUGUCACUUCCACAGUCUGUCCUCUGGUAUGAUAACUUAGUGCUUGCACGGGAAAGCAUUUAUUUCCGCACUGUUAUUUUUGUGUUGCUUGGAAGGGGAUCCUGGCGGCUGCGACGACAGUGCGUGAAUCGUCUGACGGACUUGCUGGCAGGAAUCAGUGGUCCACUCUUUGGUUCAUUUUUUUAGUAUUUUGUACAGUUUUGUUGUGAGGUCCAAAUUUUGGCUUGUGGAGGCAGCUUUUACUUCAUAGUCGGUCGUCGGGUCUAAAGAACCUGUUCACAUUCUUGUCUCCAGUCAACCCAAUGGGUGUCUGAAUGUUUAUGCGUGCCGCACACGCAGGCACGCUCUAACAUUCAACACCAGAUCUUGGCGCUUUCCCCCUUGUUUAAAGAAACGCGUUUUUUCGGUAGCUCUCUAUUGUGCUGUACAGCAGCGACCGACCAGGAUGACGCAAAGGUUCGUUUUGCCUUUUGCCGCAAUUUUUAAUGUUCUCGAACUCGAAAUAAUGCUCCACCGUGGAUGACCACCACAACACCUUUUCAGUCUCAAGCGUUGGCUGUGAUGGAAGCCACCUGCCUUUUUGACUGGACAACUGAUCAGGAGGGUCUGAGAGUCCACAGACUACUUCAUGGAGUUGAGGAUGUUCAUGUACGACUCUCCGAUGUGUGCGUACUGGUUACCUGUGAACAGAUAAAACUACUAUCGCGCGUGGAAAACCACACGCGGAGAUGCCAUUUCUACGUCGUGACAGGUAAUUAGCCAUAACGUAGCGAAUCCGAUUUUAGAAUGUGCAGCAGGGAGUCUA
Molecule: messenger RNA, 2366 nt
Organism: Toxoplasma gondii ME49
Lineage: Eukaryota; Apicomplexa; Conoidasida; Eucoccidiorida; Sarcocystidae
Product: coproporphyrinogen III oxidase
Exons: 3
Coding region: 435-1529 (364 amino acids)
Cellular component (GO): cytoplasm
Molecular function (GO): coproporphyrinogen oxidase activity
Source: RefSeq, a predicted model, not a curated record